CCCCGUCCUCUUGCCUCCUCCUAAAACAUCGCACCGCCCAACAAAAACCCUAAACCCCCUCCAUAGCCAUCCCUCGCUAACCUCCGAGAAAUCACCGCAAUCUCCAUCGGAAGGCCGCCGGAGACUCGCCGCCGAUGAAGCCACCCAAGUCGAAGCAGUCCCGCAAGCAGAGGCGCCUCUCGGAGGUCCAGGAGAUCGAGCUCCUGGACGCGUGGAUCGAGUCCCGCAAGCCCGAUUCCGGCUCCAAUCCCCUGUCGCUCCCUCCGCCGCCGCCGCCCCCGCCCUUCGAGCAGGACGCCGCCUCGCUCCCUCCCUACGCCGGGUCCGCGAGGUUCGACCAGCUCCCGAUAUCGAGCAGGACGAAGGACGGCCUGCGCGACGCCAAGUUCGUGAAGAUGACCGAUGUUCAGAGGGCGUCGCUGCCUCACUCGCUCUGCGGGAGAGACGUUCUCGGCGCGGCGAAGACCGGGUCGGGGAAGACUCUGGCUUUUCUCAUUCCGGUAUUGGAGAAAUUGUACAGAGAACGAUGGGGUCCUGAGGACGGGGUAGGAAGCAUCAUAAUAUCUCCGACAAGGGAAUUAGCUGGUCAGCUUUUUGAUGUGUUGAAAGUUGUUGGGAAGUACCAUGGCUUCAGUGCCGGUCUUCUCAUCGGUGGCCGCAAGGAUGUCGACCUUGAAAAGCAGAGUGUAAACGACCUUAACGUAUUGGUCUGUACUCCUGGUCGGCUUCUUCAGCAUAUGGACGAGACCCUGAACUUUGAUUGCUCACAGCUUAAGGUCUUGGUCCUUGAUGAGGCAGAUCGUAUUCUUGAUGUUGGAUUUAAGAAGACUCUAAAUGCAAUUAUUUCGCAGCUGCCUAAACAUAGACAAACCAUGCUCUUUUCUGCAACCCAGACAAAGUCAGUCCAGGAUCUUGCAAGGCUUAGUUUGAAGGACCCUGAGUAUAUAAGUGUGCACGAGGAGUCUGUGACGGCGACUCCAAGCCGCUUGCAGCAAACUGCCAUGACUGUUCCGCUUGAGCAGAAGCUGGACAUGUUGUGGAGCUUUAUUAGGACACACCUCAAAUCCCGGACUCUCGUGUUUCUCUCUAGUUGCAAGCAGGUGAAAUUUGUCUAUGAAGCAUUUAAGAAACUUCGUCCAGGAAUUCCCUUGAAAUGUCUUCAUGGAAGGAUGAAGCAGGAGAGAAGGAUGGGAAUAUAUUCUGAAUUUUGUGAGAAGAGGUCUGUUCUUUUUUCAACUGACGUGGCUUCUAGAGGUCUUGAUUUCAAUAAGGCAGUGGACUGGGUUGUUCAGGUUGAUUGUCCAGAAGAUGUUGCAUCUUACAUUCAUCGAGUCGGUCGCACAGCUCGAUAUUUGUCUGGAGGAAGGUCAGUUUUGUUUCUGAUGCCAUCAGAAAUGAAAAUGCUUGAAAAAUUGAAAGCUGCCAAAAUUCCUUUGGAACUUGUUAAGGCAAAUGACAAAAGGUUUCAACCAGUUUCCGGCUUGUUGUCUGCCUUGCUUGUCAAGUAUCCCAAUAUUCAAUAUCUUGCACAAAGGGCCUUCAUCACAUAUUUACGGUCGAUCCAUAUACAGAAAGAUAAAGAGAUCUUUGAUGUGAUGAAACUCCCUGUUGAUGACUUCUCAGCAUCAUUUGGUCUACCGAUGACUCCGAAGAUUCGUUUCCUAAACCAGAAAAAUAAGUCCAAGAUAGUCUUAGAAGAAUCUUUACCACUUGAACCAGAGAAUGCUGUGGGCAAAAGUGAAUUGAAGGUCUCAACAAAGAGUCUGAUGGUGAAUGACUCUAAACAAGAUGAAGAGAACAAUUUACUUUUGACUGAUGAUGAUGUGGAUGAGGCUCAGCCAGAUGAUGAUGUGGAUGAGGCUCAGCCAGAUGAUGAUGUGGAUGAGGCUCAGCCAGAUGAUGAUGUGGAUGAGGCUCAGCCAAAAGUUAAUGAACUUGAAGAUGUAAUACCGGCGACUCGGGUUUUGAAGAAAAAGAAGCUUAAAAUCAAUGUCAAUAGGCCAGUGGGAUCUAGAGUUGUCUUCGAUGAUGAAGGCAAUACCCUACCCCCACUUGCCAGGAUAGCAGAGAUGCUUAGUUCGGAUGGUGCUCUUCUGCUUGACAAAGGCAAGAAAGACGAGUACUAUAAGAGGAUGAGAGAGGAGAUGAAGCUAGUGGAUAAAGAAGACAAGCUCCUUGAGCGACAGCGCCGCAGGGAAAGAAGACUCAAGCAAAAGAUGAAACUGAAGGAAGGGAAAGGUAAAGAUGAUGAUGAUGAGGGUGAGAGUGAGCUUUCGGAGUCGGACGGUGAAGCUAUGGAGAACAGGAAGCGAAAGAAGUCGAAAAUAUAUUUUGACAGUGACGAUGACGGUGGCACACAAAAAGAAACCAACGAUAAGAUCAAUCAGAAGUCCGACGCUAUAUCUUUGGCAGAGCAAGAGGCAUUGGCUCUUAAGCUGCUGAGUUCAAUGCACUCAUGAGUCAUGAUUUAACUUUAUAAUGAUGAAUCUAGUUGUGAGAUUAUUUUCUUCCGACUGGCUUUACCAAGUUUUGUCCGUGUUACUUAACUCUUGAUCCGGCACAUGUAAUGCUUUGUUGAGGCAGAGACUGCAUCAGGAUGGUAUUUUAUGCGAGAGCAUCGUACAUAUUUGGAGUUCCCACAAAUAUUUGUCGGGGCGUUAGUAGAAAUUUGAAGAAGCAUGUUGCAAGUCGACUCUUACCAUA
Molecule: messenger RNA, 2703 nt
Organism: Eucalyptus grandis
Lineage: Eukaryota; Viridiplantae; Streptophyta; Magnoliopsida; Myrtales; Myrtaceae
Product: DEAD-box ATP-dependent RNA helicase 32
Exons: 8
Coding region: 135-2459 (774 amino acids)
Biological process (GO): rRNA processing
Cellular component (GO): nucleus
Molecular function (GO): RNA helicase activity; ATP binding; nucleic acid binding
Source: RefSeq, a predicted model, not a curated record